GCGAUGGAGAAUCACAUUUGUCCUUUAUAAUUACAACUCGGGAGCUGUGUGAGUGCCGUGGGGGCGAGAGGAGGGGUACCCACAGCCCACAACCCACAACCACAAUGAAUAAUAAUUAUAAUGAAGACAAAGGAGAGCGUCGCGUUUACUUCUCCGAAUCCCUUCCUACACAUCGCGCAACAUCCGACUCCGGCACAAAAUGUCGUCGUCGUUUAUUUGCUUAUUGCGGAAGGAUAUGUAUUGGGGCUUUCGGAAUUCUUCUCGCCCUACUAAUCAUUGCCGUAAUAUUCAUGUCCUUCCUUCAGUCGGGCCUGCCAGAAAUCAGCAUAAAAACGUUGCAACUCUCCAAAUUUGAGAUCCACGACUCCACAAAUCAGAAUCAUAACAAUGCCGUCCUAGACGCACGAGUAGAUAUAUCAAUGACGGUGAGGAACAAGAAUGACAAAAUAGAGUUGAGUUACGGCGAUAUUGUGGUGAAUGUGGCGUCGGAUGAUGUGAAAUUGGGGAAGAGCGUGAUUGGCGGUUUCUCUCACGGCCCUGGAAACACCACGUACUUGAACGUAACCACCAAUGUGGUGGGAGAUGGUGUGGAUAGAGAGAACGCGUUGGAAAUACAAGAGGAGAAGAAAAGAGUGGAAAUGGUGGCGCAGGUGAGAAUGGAAGCCAUAAUUGGUUUCCACGCUGGGAUAUUCAGCAUCGAGAAGGUGCCAAUCCAUGUACGGUGCGACGAUGUUCAACAAUUUCUACUUGUAAACCGCAUAAAGGAGGCUUCCUGUAACAUUAGAAUGUUUCCUUUCAGAGUGCUUCCCUCAUCUACACCACCUAGCUAACAUCUCCUCUCCUCUUAUUUUUGUUUUUGUUUUUGUUUUUUAUAAAAACCUCUCCUAUUUAAUUAAAAUUAAUGUUAGACAACUCUUGUUUUGAUCUCCUUCACUUCUUUGUUUAAAUCUCUCGA
Messenger RNA from Momordica charantia (bitter melon), 955 nucleotides. RefSeq lists its product as uncharacterized. NCBI's taxonomy places the organism in Eukaryota, Viridiplantae, Streptophyta, Magnoliopsida, Cucurbitales, Cucurbitaceae. Gene Ontology annotation, biological process: defense response to other organism. The record is from RefSeq and is a predicted model, not a curated record. Gene Ontology annotation, cellular component: plasma membrane.